Leishmania major strain Friedlin is the source of this 2187-nucleotide messenger RNA. RefSeq lists its product as hypothetical. The record is from RefSeq and is a predicted model, not a curated record. The transcript has a single exon. NCBI's taxonomy places the organism in Eukaryota, Euglenozoa, Kinetoplastea, Trypanosomatida, Trypanosomatidae. The coding region runs from base 1 to 2187 and encodes 728 amino acids.
AUGCGCUUUCCAGCGACUUCACGCAUCGACAAGGCGACGCUUCACCGUCUGUGGACCUCGUUGCCCCAUGAGCAGCUGGACAAGAACUUCUGGGUGGCGCUGGAGGCCUUCUGUGAGCCGUUCCUGGACUCGUGCUCUCCCUUCAAUCACCAAACCUUCUUCUCGGUUCCCCGGACGGGCCGCAUCUUGCGGGAAGAGCUCACGCUGGUGGACCCAGCUAUUGUGAAGGCGUGCAAUGAGCAGCGUCCUUUCUAUAACGCCUUCACUCUCUGGAACCCGCUCGCGCUGGCGGCGCUGUUCAAAGUGCCGAUCGAGGUGGUGACGGCGCAGCUGCUCCUCGCUGUGCAGCAGUCGUGGAUGUCCGUCUACUUUGUCAUCACAUGCCGGUCGUGCGGCUGCGACGUUGCGCGCUUCCGCUCCGUCAACGACAUCUCCUUCGUUGGCACAUUUCACUCGACGAACGCAUUUCGCUGCCCGAUGUGCACCGAUCGCACGGAGGUGAAGGAGCUGAAGAACGUCGCCGUGUUCUUCCAGAUGGAACGGCUGCCUGCGCUCUUUCAGCGUCAGCACCACCGCCUUUACUACACCGAAGAGGCGGGUCGGCGACGUCUGGAGUCUUUCUUCUGCCCAGCGCAGGCCUCUUUCGCGUUCACGGCACAUCUGCCAGAUGGACGCUACCUCCUGUCAGCACCGUUUUGUGGCGCCUUUGUUGAGUUCUCGGUGGCCCUCUCAGCGCAGGUGAUUGGCGAAAAGGUCCCCUAUCUGUCGCAUAUUGUAGACUUGAAGGCCUACAUUCGUUCUCAGAACAGCUCUGCGGACCCCUUCGGGCAGCCCAUCAAGCGCUGCAGCACCACCACUAUCCCCGCGCUGCCGCGUCGCGGGAUGAGGGCUAGUCCGGUCAACGAUGCGCUGCAUUGCGUGUCUAGCGGAUGCAUCUCGCAGUUUUCCCUCUCGGAUGCGAUUCAGCCCGAGGAGGCCGCCAGUUCUGUCACUGGCUUCGGGGCCGAGAACACCGAGCAGAUCACACCCAUCUCAGUGGUCAGCUUAAAGCACGGCAAGGUGCAGUUCCGGGUUUACAAUGACACUCCCCAUAGCGGGUUUCUCGACUUAUUCGUUGCUUUCGACACGCGCAUCGAGUUUUCCGCCAACCCGUACCCGCAACUUUUCCACGUUCCACACUUUAUGCACUGCCUGCCGCGUGGCAUGCGCUCCUCUUUCUUCACCGAGUGCAUUCCGAGGCCGCCGUCGACGACACCGACGACCGGCGCAUAUGUGCGCCACCAGUUUGCCUUGCGCCGCGAGCAGGCCGACGACCCGAACAUCAUUUCGGUGCUGCGCGAGGUGCACCGGUACUCUCUCGAGGACCACUAUGGCCUGCUCAUCGGCGUCGGCGACGGUGGCGCCUCUUUUGAGAGUACGUUUCUCUCUACCACAGCUGCAUUGGCGAGCAGCAUCUGCUUCUUCCAGCGUGUGCUAACGCGCCUAGGCGAACCGGUCGCGCUCGCCAUGCGGUGCAGCGUCACAGAGGGCCCGCUGAAGAUCGCCGCCUACCAAGGCCAGUACAACGACACUGACAAUACCCGAUCAAGCUACCCAGGCGCGCAAUUUGUCGGCUCCGUCGUCUAUGCGAGCAACCACCCGCCCAUCACCGGCCCGUACCUGUACUGCUCGGAGGUCGAGCCACCUAAAACCGCAGUCGUUGAGACCACCGACGAUGGAACGGGCAAGAAGGUUGUGGCGAGGCGGCUGGGCUUGCUGGACAAGUACCGUAGCCCUGCAUGGCUUCACGACGAAGACAGCUCGUACUACGACCUCCGUGGUCCCUACGGCAGCCAUGCCACCAACAAGAAGGUAGCCGGCGAGUCUUCGCAGCAGGAGCAGCAGUUUCUAAUUCGUUUCGAGGUGCGCUGUGUGCCGUCGAUGAUCGACGACGAGACGGAGAUGUCGCCACGCCGCGCUUCGGCCUGCCCUCGUUUGACGCUACAGGAGGACGGCAGCGACUCGACAGACGUCAUAUUGCCGUAUUUUUUGGAGUUCUUGCGCGAGCACUUCGAGGGGGCAUCCGUGAAGGAGGAGGCGCACGCCCUCGUGGUGCAGAUACCGCUACCCAUGAUCUAUGCUGCCUUGCAGAUAUCCAAGAUUCUGGACAAGAAUGCUUACACCAAGGAGCUACGGGGUCCCUUCUAG